AUGUCUCUCAAAGUUGCCAUCGUCGGCGCAGGGCUCAUCGGACCUCGUCAUGCGCAAUCCGUCAUCUCCAAUUCCUCCACGGAGCUGACUGCCCUUGUCGACCCAGCACCUACCGGCGAAGCGACAGCUUCACAGCUCAAAACAAACUACUACCACACCGUGGCAGCACUCCUGGCCUCUACGCACCGUCCAGACGCGGCGAUCGUUUGCACACCGAACCAUACACACGUGCCUGUCGCGAAGGAGCUGCUCGCCGGCGGGGUCCACGUCCUCCUCGAGAAGCCCGUGAGCGAUACCCUUGAAACCGGCCGCUCGCUUCUGGAGUUUGCGCAAGCCCCGGAACGAGCCCAUCUCAAGCUCCUAGUCGGCCACCAUCGUCGCUUCAACCCGUACGUGCGGGCCACAAAAUCUGUUCUAGACCGUGGAUCGCUAGGCCGUCCGAUCGCAGUGAACGGUCUGUGGACGCUGUACAAGCCGGAUGCAUAUUUCGCUCCGCCAGGUGACUGGCGUGCGUCUCGCACCCGCGGUGGUGGUGUUAUUCCUAUCAACCUCGUUCACGACAUCGACCUGAUGCACCACCUGUUCGGCCCGAUCGUACGCGUCCAGGCCGAGCGCACGCUGCCGCAGCGUCCAAGCCCGCCCCACGACGCGGACGAAGGCGCAGCACUCACGCUUCGCUUUGCCUCGGGCGUUGUUGGCACGUUUCUCGUCUGCGACGCUACUCCCUCGCCUCACAAUUUUGAGACCGGAACGGGCGAGAACCCGCUCAUUCCGCGCUCGCCUACUGGGGAUGGAUCAGACUUUUGCCGGAUCUUCGGUUCCGAUGCCUCUUUCAGCGUGCCGGACCUAACUCGCUGGAGUUACGAUGGCCGUCUGGAGAAGAGCUGGUCUCAUCCGCUGACAGUGGAUACGAUUCCGCUCCCCGACGAUGCUGCGCCUUUUGACCUUCAGCUGGCUCAUUUCGUGGAUGUCGUCCGCGGAACUGCCACUCCCAGUUGUUCGGGCGAAGACGGUCUGCGCGCACUGAUCGUUUGCGAGGCGGUUCAGAAGGCCAUGCAGACUGGCCAACCCGUGGAAAUUGAUGUCGAUUUGCUGGCGCAAUCGAAGUCUUGA
Penicillium alfredii is the source of this 1113-nucleotide messenger RNA. RefSeq names its product Gfo/Idh/MocA family protein. The record is from RefSeq and is a predicted model, not a curated record. The transcript has a single exon. The coding region runs from base 1 to 1113 and encodes 370 amino acids. NCBI's taxonomy places the organism in Eukaryota, Fungi, Ascomycota, Eurotiomycetes, Eurotiales, Aspergillaceae. Gene Ontology annotation, molecular function: nucleotide binding.